Molecule: messenger RNA, 570 nt
Organism: Aspergillus pseudonomiae
Lineage: Eukaryota; Fungi; Ascomycota; Eurotiomycetes; Eurotiales; Aspergillaceae
Exons: 1
Coding region: 1-570 (189 amino acids)
Source: RefSeq, a predicted model, not a curated record
AUGUCUCGAGCCAGUAUAGAAAUACCUGUAGAAAUAUCUUGGUCAAAGCCAUUUGAUUAUUACAAUGGAAAUGCUACCAUCACCACGCGCACCGAUAAGUACAAAUGGAGCAGAAAGAUGGUCAAAGUUCAUUUUCGGGAGGAUGCCAAUCAGGCUAUUAUAGAUGCGAAGAUGAGAGGGAAAUUCACUGGUGAAUAUGGCGCCAGUUGGGAGGUUGUAACUGCAAAGGCUAGCGUUGAAUAUGAGCUUUCCGUGGACAUCACGAACACCGUGAACAGCGUCACAAGGGAUGAGGUCAAGGAGGAAAUUGAAGAGAGCGGCGUCGCCGUGUUAGAAGGCACUCGUGCGGACUGUCUCCCGAUUACAGUUACCGAUGUUCUGUCUGGCCCCCGUAGAUAUCGGCUUCCCUUUGGCGUUCUUUGUCUCUCUAGCCGAGCACUGUCUGAGGGCGAGGUGCUAUGUCGAUGGGGAGGCAGGGAUCGGGUUGCCGAUCGAGGUCUUUCAUAUCGACGGGCUGCAGGAGAUGAAGCCCAUCGAGCAAUCGGAGGUGGGAAAGCUGGACGUAUAUAG